Messenger RNA from Schistocerca nitens (vagrant locust), 1592 nucleotides. It is a transcript of the gene Mkp3, whose product is annotated as dual specificity protein phosphatase Mpk3. NCBI's taxonomy places the organism in Eukaryota, Metazoa, Arthropoda, Insecta, Orthoptera, Acrididae. Gene Ontology annotation, cellular component: cytoplasm; cytosol. The record is from RefSeq and is a predicted model, not a curated record. The transcript has 5 exons. Bases 173 to 1495 code for a protein of 440 amino acids. Gene Ontology annotation, biological process: negative regulation of MAPK cascade; protein dephosphorylation. Gene Ontology annotation, molecular function: protein tyrosine/threonine phosphatase activity; MAP kinase tyrosine/serine/threonine phosphatase activity.
AGAUGUGGCUGCGGUGCAGGAUGUCAGCAGGGAGCGUGUAGAGUUCGCUGCGUCAGUUGAGAGGCAGCUUCCGAGCGGAGAGGCAAGGAACAAGCAAUUCGAGGCCCGUCGAUCGCGGCUGUACGGUGCGUGUUGUGUGUAUAGUGACAGUACGGCAGCGUUUGUUUAUGAUAUGCCUUCCGAAGAUAGCGAUCGUGUAACUGUUAUGGAGCUGUGUGUUAGCAAGGAGUGGCUGCUACAAGAACUCCGGUCAGAUCCAUCUCGGCUUGUAAUAUUAGAUUGCCGCAGUUCAAACGAAUACGGCGAAUCUCAUAUAAGGCAUGCUCUAAAUUUCAGUAUUCCUAGUAUAAUGUUAAGGAGAUUGGCGGCGGGUAAAAUUGAUUUGUUAUCAACGAUUAAAUGCCGUGAUUUAAAAGCGAAAAUUGCUAACGCCUAUAAAGAGAAUUUAUUUGUUUUGUAUGGCGAUUUCGUAGUCACAGAACAGCAACAGAGAAGCCAACAAGCCACUUUCACAGCAAGUGAUACUCUACAUGUACUUGCUAAACGUUUGACACAAGAUGGCUGCCAAGUCGUGUGCUUGGAAGGUGGCUUCUCUCAAUUUCGCUCUUGCUACCCGGAAUGGUGUGACAGUUGUAGUGAGCUGGCAGGUGAUGUGAGCACUGGCCCAGGUGCUGAGUCUGUUGCUGUGCCUCUCAUGGGGCUCCGCAGCCUACGGAUUUCACCAGCAUUGCAGACCUGCAAGAGGCAGCACCAUCAUUUGGGUUCUUCAUGUGGUAGUUCAUCUUCUGCUGCUACAAGUAGCACAGACUCUUCAGAUUCAGAUGACCGCUGUGAUUCAUCCUUGGGUCUAGAAGAAGAUCGGGACUUCCCUGUUGAGAUAGUUCCACACUUAUUUCUGGGCAAUGCAUCAAAUUCAGAGGACAGGGAGUCACUAAACAGGCACAGCAUACAGUACAUUUUGAAUGUAACGCCUGAUUUACCAAAUGUAUUUGAGGACUCAGGAUCAAUUAAGUAUAUGCAGAUUCCAAUAGCAGAUCACUGGAGCCAGAACUUAGCUAGCUUUUUCCCAAAAGCAAUAGAAUUCAUAGAUGAAGCCAGGAACAACGGGAAGGGUGUCUUAGUACACUGUGUUGCAGGAGUUUCUCGCUCUGUCACGAUUACAGUUGCCUACCUCAUGAACAAAUUAUCACUUUCUCUGAAUGAUGCAUUCAACCUUGUACGGAGCCGUAAGUCAAACAUUGCACCAAACUUUCAUUUUAUGGAGCAGCUUCACAACUACGAACAAGAACUUUCUCGGCCAGCCGUCUGUGUGGAAGAACCGACCCAAGCUGCUGCUUCUACCAGUACAGAGACAGGGCAGUCUGGAUGUCACAGUUGUGGAGGAGUUCAAUGUAAAUGUGGUGGUGGCUCUCACUUUCUGAGCCCUGUCAAUGUUGGAACAAGUCCUGAUUCUGGAAUUGAGUUUGAUCGUUGGACGUCUGCACCCAGUGAGUGAGACCGGCCGGGGAAGACACAAUGGCAGUUCUAAAAGCAGUAAAAUCUGUUCAGUCAUGUGUCCUCCCCUUAAAAUGUUAUACCUUUCAAUUGUUAAA